GCUCACGGCACAUCACGCAGGAGGGCGAUUUACACUGUCACUCUUCUUUACUCUCUUCCUCUCUGCUUCUUAAAGUGACUGAACUAGUCUCUUAGUCUUGAUGCUCAAGUCGCGGACACUGGGUGCAGUCUGAAACUCUUUUAGUUCUGUGAGAGGAAAGCAAUGUGGAUUGAAGUUUUAACAAUGUGUUGGUGCUGUGGAGGAAAGAAAAGACUUUCUUUGACUUAUUAAUGGAGACAGAGCUGAUUAAAACAAGAGCGAUUAUUCUGGGCAUCCUUCCCACUCCUUCGCUCUCUUUUAAUUAUCUUUAACUCAGAUUUAUCUCACAAAAAGAAGAAGAAGAAGAAGAAGAAGAAGAAGAAGAAGAAGAAGAAGAAGAAGAAAUGAUGGGGAGAAGGACACAAGCUGUGCUAUAGAAGCUGAUGACAGCUAAAUACAGAUACAAGUGAAAUGAAACAGCGCAGGAAAUUACAGAUCUGCCUCAGGAAGCAACCAAACACAGGGAUCCUGAAAGUGGACAACCUCUUUACAGAUACAGAAUGAGUGGAGUUAACUUGUGUUUUAGUUGCCUGGGAUGUCUUUACAAUCCAAGAAGGCAAUCCCCCCCAGCAUGCCCAAUGCUAUGUUCCUCCUGAUGCUGUGCAAGAUUGGUCUGAGAAGGCAACUGCAGACUACUCCAGAGAAAAUGGUAAACACUUCUCACGGUGAUGAGGAAAAAGGAAUUCAAGACAAGGAAAGCAAGGAGGAAACCAUUUUGGCCAUGCUAGGCAUUAUUGGGACUAUCCUCAACUUGGUUGUUAUCAUUUUCGUGUACAUCUACACAACGCUGUAAACUACAGUACUGCUGUGAGGAGCAGGAGUACAGAACGUCAUAAUGGGUCAUUCCAAAAUGUUCAGUCUGGGAAUUCACAUUCCAGAAUGCCAGAAAGAUCACAGACAUCUCAGACUGUAUGGACAAUACCAUGUUUGUAUCCCCCAGAGGCUCAAAAGAAGACUGUGGUGCAGUGAUUCCCUUACUUUCUGCAUCAGAGGACAUCAAUGAGAACUUUUGUAAAUAUUUACUACUUUCUCCGAUGUUUGAUCAGCAUUUACAUGCUUGCAAGAAAGAGUGGAUACAGGAAUUUCUGUGUAUAGUACAGUUCAAAAAAUGUUUGAGAAAACUGGUGUGAUGUUAAUGAAAUGAGUUGAUGUACAUGAAUUUUUCAUGCACUCCUUUCAGGAAUGUGCAAAUUUUACACUAACUGGCUUGAGGUUAUGUUUUUGUCUUUUUACAAGUAUGUUGUUAACCUUUUAAAUUAAAUCCUGUCACUUGGUAGUGUUAUAAUGAAAGUUUUUUUUAAUCAGUUCAGGAUAUUUGAUAUACCAUUUAUAACGAUAUGUUUAUGAUAAUAUCUUGCAGUACCUCAAGUUUGGCCCUGAAGAAGCUCAAUGUUCUGAACUGAAGCUCAGUUCUACAACUGAAUUCAACAAAUUUCAGCAGAAACAGAGUGGCACAUUUAUU
Ictalurus punctatus (channel catfish) is the source of this 1501-nucleotide messenger RNA. RefSeq names its product protein TUNAR. NCBI's taxonomy places the organism in Eukaryota, Metazoa, Chordata, Actinopteri, Siluriformes, Ictaluridae. The coding region runs from base 575 to 832 and encodes 85 amino acids. The transcript is spliced from 2 exons. The record is from RefSeq and is a predicted model, not a curated record.